AUGUACCCUGCACAAAAACAGACAAGUCAACUUUGCAAAACCUCAAAAGCCACAACAAAACCGUACCGUCAAGAAAACAUGCCGCUUGCAAAGGGUCUUGUUGAACUUUUGCAAGAAGCGAAACAAGAAGUUCCUUCAUGGUUAAUCCAAUAUUCCCAGUCGUCAGCACCAGGUGGACGUGGUAGCUCUGGAUCUCAACGGUCGCCUUGGAGAGGCAAUUACGGUGGGCGCGAUUUCCGGACUGCAGCAGAACCUGUAAAGGUGCAGAAUUACAACUACAACAGUACCUAUAGCAACGGAAGAGACCAUACUGCCAACACUUAUACUGAUACAUCUUUAGACAUCCAAAACUCUAACAACAAUGCCACCUUUGACAACACUAAUACAGAAAUUGCUGAUGGAUACAAUUAUCCUGAUGAUGGUUUGUGUGAAGGCAGUGAUGGCAUAAAUGGGCCAUGUGGGUAUGCAUCUGUUGUGCCCACUGGAUGGGACUGA
This is a messenger RNA of Lathyrus sativus (Indian pea), 495 nucleotides long. The record is from the annotation of a GenBank genome assembly. NCBI's taxonomy places the organism in Eukaryota, Viridiplantae, Streptophyta, Magnoliopsida, Fabales, Fabaceae.